UGGUACCAGGUUGGCCUGGGCCUUAGAACGCUUCAAAAUGGGGAACGCGUUGCGUUUCUGCCUUCUUUGUGCGAUAUUGCUACUAUAUCUUGAGACGUGUGAUGGUCAAUAUUUUACACAACGAGUGAAAUCAACAAUACAGGCCCCAAUGAUAGACACAGAGACUGACAUAGUAUUUGUCCUGGACUCAUCCGGAAGUGUAGGUUCGUCUGACUUCGGAAAAGAAGUCAGAUUCGUCAGGAAUCUUCUCAACGAAAUCAACGUAUACGUGGACGGAGCCCAGGUGUCUCUCAUCCGUUAUGCUUCUGGUGUAGAUGUACUCAUACAUCAGAUGGGCGGUUGGCCAGGCAAUUCGAAAUGUGAAUUGCGACCUUCACUAGGUAGUGUUGGUUACACGGGAGGAAUGACGAAUACCGGCGCAGCACUGCAAAAGGCUCGAGAACUUUUUCAAAGCAGUCGACAAGGUGCCAAAAAGGUCCUGGUGCUGCUCACAGAUGGUUACUCAAACGGAAGUCCAAGUCCUGGUCCUCAAGCAGCGGCACUGAGAUCGUCGGGAGUGGAGGUCUUUGCCAUCGGCAUCGGAGGCUACAGAUACUCUGAACUUCAGUCCAUAGCAUCAGUCCCAUAUAUUGAUCAUGUUUACCCUUAUCAAAACUUCAAUGACUUCAAUCAGCUUGCACUUCAGAUACGAGGAGAUGCGCACAAGGUCCGCUACCUUUUCUUUCACCAACCUUAUUGCCCACAUACCUGUUCCUCCAAUGCUGACUGUACAUGUGAAACACUGUCUGGAGAAUGGGACUGCCAUUGUAGAGCAGGUUUUAGUGGACCUUCGGGACAGUGUACAGAGUGCCCCAUCGGAACAUACAAGAGUGAACUCGGACCUGCAGACAGAUGUGACCAAUGCCCACGUCACAGCACAACCCUAUCAACACGAUCAACACGUAUCGAGGACUGUGUUUGUAUGGAAGGGUACAACGAACAAGGACUUCUCCAGAAUGGCGGGAGAAACUGUGAAAUUGUAAAAUGUGACAGACUUCAGCCAUAUCUCAAUCAGAUCAUGCAGCCAACUGAUGGAGACUUUAAGUGGGGAGAUGUGUUCAGUUUUACAUGUGAGAGUGGGUAUCAGCCAUCGGAUCCAAAUGUUCCAGUGACACAGCAGCUACAGUGUGUCCAUGAUCAAGGGUACUCACGGGGACGCUGGGAGGGCAAUAGGGUGGCAUGCACAAAAAUAGAAUGUGGCCAGCUACAUGCGCCUGCUCAAGGAUCUAUCAACUGCAAUGACUCCAGUUGGUAUCAGUCUGAAUGCAAGUUUGACUGUAGCCAGGGGUACAUCCUAAACGGUUCUCCCAGCAGGAACUGCCAAUAUGACAAACAAUGGACAGGGACGGAAGCGUUUUGUGAAGCCAUCACAUGUGAACGACUUAAUCCGCUACCGAAUGUAGUGGUAAGCCCAAGUAACUGCACCAUGAGUAAAACAAACUACCAUGACAGCUGCAUCUUCUCCUGCAAACCCGGGUACACAAGCACCAACGGACAAGACACUCUAAUUACCACUUGUAGAGCUUCCAUAGUCCAUGGAAGUAACAACGGGACUUGGACAGAAUCUACGGAUGGCUUCAAUUGCCAAGACACAACACCUCCCACCAUAGUCUGUCCAAGUGACAUCAAAGCAGACAAUGACCCAGGCUUGGACAGUGCAGAGGUGACCUGGGAGGUACCGGUUGCUAUGGACACCACUGGAGUUAUACCCGUGGUCAUGAGCAGUGAUUCACCACCGCAUAGAUUUUCAGUUGGGAAACACACUGUGAAUUACACAGCGGUGGAUGAAGCAGACCUAAUGACUUCUUGUUAUUUUGAGAUAGAAAUAAAAGAUGUCGAGCCACCUACACUACUGAGCUGCCCGGAUGACAUCAUUGCUUUUGCAGAUCAACGUGUGAUACAAGUUUUCUGGAAAGAGCCAACGUUUGUGGAUAAUGCAGAUGAAGAGUUAAGAAUUUUCAAGACACAAGCAAACGGAACAGAAUUUUAUUGGGGUACCUACAUUGUUGAGUACCGUGCGGAAGAUGAUGGAGGGAAUUCCAGGACAUGUGAAUUCAAAGUCGAUGUCGCUCCCCAUAGGUGUGAGUACUAUCGACCUCCUGUAAACGGAGCUACAGCAUGUGACACAUGGCUAUAUGGGCAAUUCUGCACCAUACUUUGUAACCAUCUGUACGAGUUCGCAACAAGCCCAGCUCAACUCUAUGUCUGUGGUGCAUCAGGAGACUGGAGUACAUUCCCACCUGGCUACUCACUUCCCUGGCCAGACUGCUCGGAGCGACGGGAUCCAAAUGAAGUGAACAAAGGUUUGGAAUCACAGUAUUUUGUGGGUAACUGCCACGACAAUACUACACAACUCCAAAUCAAGGAGCAGUUCCUGCAAAUCCUACAAGGUUCAAUAUUCGGCAUGCUGGGAGCUUGUAUGGACGCUCAUGGGAACGAUGCUUGCCUUGUGGAAAAUGUUGUGGUCUACUGUGGUGAAGUAAAUGACACAAUAACAAGGCAUAAGCGUGACCUUCUGAGUAGGGGGUUCAACCAAGUGGCAAGGAUUAGCUACAAUGUGGCGGUGCAAGUCUUAAACAAAACUGAUGAUGACGACCUAGGCCUUCAAAACUACAAUCACAUCAAGAACACCAUUGAAGAAAUUGCACUGUCUGUUGAACGAGAAACACAUCUGGGCAGUCUGCAGAUCAACCUUGACAACACCAUCAUCGCCCCUGAUACAGAGUUCUUCCAUGCUGAGGAAACAAAGCCAGUGUGUGCAAAUGGAACCUUCCUGAGGACUGUUGGAACGAGAGAUCUGUGCAUCAACUGUGCGCUGGGAAGUUUCUACAAUGUUUCAACUGGUGAAUGUGAUCUCUGUCUACCCGGCUCUUACCAAGACGAGGAAGCUCAGCUUGAGUGUAAAUCUUGUGAUGUGGGAUACUGGACUGUGGGUAACCACGCAACCAACUACACAGAGUGUAAAGAAAUCUGCAAACCAGGAACAUACUCAACAACAGGUCUUGCUGCAUGCAAAGAAUGUCCAAAGGGGUCCUAUCAGUCAUAUCCCCGUCAGCAAACAUGUCAACCAUGCCCACAACACACGACAACAUUUUCUCCCGGUGCUACUUCACAAGACAGCUGUCAAAUGGUCUGUGCAGCUGGAUCCUUUUCUGCUUCUGGUGUUGAGCCAUGUAAGCCUUGCCCAAAGGGAACAUAUCAGCCAGACAAAAGGAAGAAGAACUGCAUUAAGUGUCCUGGGACGCAAUCUACUGUCACCAUUGGUGCCACAUCUGCUGUACAAUGUGUUGACAUAGAUGACUGUCAGAGCAAUCCGUGUUUGAAUUGGGCCACUUGUGUUGAUGGGAAAGACUCCUACACAUGCACAUGUCGACCUGGCUUCACAGGUGUCUUGUGUGAAACUGAUAUCGAUGAUUGCUCUACAAAUCCGUGUGGCUUUAAUGCUACUUGCCUAGACAGGGUGAAUGCAGUUGACUGUGUGUGUCCUCAUGGCUACUUUGGUGAUAAAUGCCAAUAUGAAAAAGAUGAGUGCAGUUCAAGUCCCUGCCUCAACAAUGCAACCUGUUUUGAUGAGGAUGAUGGUUUCCGCUGUUUCUGUGCUGAUGGCUAUUCCGGAAGGUUCUGUGAAACAGAAAUAGAUGAAUGCCUGACUGCUCCCUGUUUAAAUGGUGGAACAUGCGUAGAUCACAUUAGUCGUUACAAUUGUAGGUGUAAACCUGGCUUCCUUGGCUUCAAAUGUGAACUCAACUUGAAUGAAUGUGCAUCGACACCUUGCCAGAAUGGAGGAAGUUGUGUUGAUGGGGAUGGCAUUUUUGUGUGCAACUGUCCUGACGGAUUUGUAGGUAGUCUCUGUGAAACCAACGUCGACGAGUGUGUGCAAAACUUCUGUCAGAAUGGAGCAGUGUGUGCUGAUGGUGUCAAUGGCUACGACUGCAUCUGCCCUCCAUCCUAUUCUGGGGUAUUCUGUGAAACAAAAAUGUCUUCAGACUUUGACAUGAGCUUCAUCUGGGGAACAUUGGCAGACUACAGCAUCGUCAACAUGGACAAGGACCUUCAGGCCUUUACUAUCGCUUUCUGGAUGGAAACCAGUGACGACAUCAAUGCAGGAACUGUAUUUUCUUACGCCACACAAAAUGAGAUGGGAAAUGUUACUGACAAUGCAUUAACCGUAACUGACUACAACAGCUUCAAGCUGCACGUCAACAAUGAAGAAGUGUUUACUGCCAUUAGUCCCAAUGAUGGUGAAUGGCACCAUAUAGCAGUAACAUGGUCCAAUGAAGAUGGCAGCUGGAGAGCUUAUCAGGAUGGAAGACGCAUUGGCAACGGUACUAAUCUACAAACCGGGUUUGUCAUUCCUGGUGGUGGUAAACUUGUAAUCGGUCAAGAGCAAGAUGACAUUGGAGGAAGAUUUGGACCUGACGAAGUUUUUAUUGGUGACCUUAGCAGGUUGAACUUAUGGGAUUAUGAGCUUUCAGAAGAGGACAUCUACUCCAUGGCAAGUAAUUGCCACAACUCAACUGGAAAUGUCAAGGCAUGGCCUGACUUCAUCGCUGGCCUGGAAGGGAGAGUCAAGUUGAGCAACUCAUCUUCCUUCUGUGAUGGUCUAGAAGACUGCUCGGUUGAUUUCUGUAACAAUGGAGGUACCUGCAUCGACAAAGUCAACGGUUCCUCGUGUGACUGUCCAUCUGGCUAUACCGGUGACCUGUGUGACACGAUGAUUCACGGCUGUCACCCCAAUCCUUGCCUGAAUGGAAAAUGUGUCUACCACAGCGAACAAAAUACAACAGCCUGUGCUUGCAGUCCUGGAUUUACAGGCACUGCUUGUGAGACGCCCAUUGACUUCUGCAACCCUGAUCCAUGUCUGAAUGGAGGAGUUUGCCAUAACGGAGACAGCGACUACCAAUGCAGCUGUCGACAUGGAUUCAUCGGUCAUCUUUGUGAGAUAGCUGUCACCUGCUCAGCACCUCUAAUUCAUCAACAUGCAUCAAUUCAACCUUUGAAUUCUGAAUACGCCGUGGGAUCACAUGUAACUUACUCCUGUGCUGCUGGCUAUGAACUCCUUGGUCCCCACACCCAUACAUGUACACACAACGGAGUCUGGAGUGGGCAAGAGACCGUCUGUGCAGACAUAGAUGAAUGCAAGAUAAACCAUCACAACUGCGCUCAACAUUGCUGGAACACUGAUGGCAGCUUCUAUUGUGCAUGUGAUCCUGGCUACACUUUGUCAACAGACAAUGCUACUUGUACGGAUAUUGAUGAAUGCUCUUUGCCGGAGCUCUUCGGCAUAAAUGGUGGAUGUGACCACCACUGCCAUAACACACCAGGCAGCUACUUCUGCACUUGUGACGAUGGGUACGAAAAAACAGUGACUGGUGGCAGAUGCAUUGAUAAGGAUGAAUGUGUCACAAACAAUACGUGCAGCCAGCUAUGCCUUAACCACGCUGGAGGGUAUUCAUGUGAAUGUGAAGCGGGGUAUGAGCCACUUGGUGACGGGGAAUUCUGCAAAGCUAUUCAGUGUCCAGAACCUGUGCAUCCACAAAACGCGGACGUUUCUACCACCCAAGUUGUUCAGGGGGCCUUCCACUACGGUGACACAGCUUCCAUCACCUGUAGUCCUGGCCACAAGCUGGUAGGUUCCCCUGUGAUUACCUGUGACGAAACUGGCCAGUGGAGCAACUCUUAUACCUACUGCAAAGAGGUGCUGUGUUCUUCGAUUGGCAACAUUGAGAACGGAACAGUCACAAUUGAUAAACUGAAUGUUGGAGGCACUGCACAACUCUCGUGUAAUGCUGGAUACAUUCUGUUUGGUCAGCCUACAUUGUCCUGUUUGCAAGAGGGGGUUUGGAACCAUCCUACUCCCUACUGCAUAGAGUACGACUGUGUGCCACCAGCCCCACCUGCUAAUGGUGACAUCAUCGGCAGACAGUACACAACCGGGAGCCGAGUGAGGGUGCAGUGCAAUGAUGGCUUUGCAACAACUGAAAGUGCAGUGCUCAUUUGUCAGGAUGACCACACCUGGUCUGCCCCUGUACCUGACUGCCUGCCAGUAAACACUAGUGCUAGCCAGCCUACCUUGCACUAGUAACCUGGUUUUGCUGCAUGUGUGUAUUCAUUCAUAGAUUAUCAUGAGUUGUUUGUUUUUGUAGUAUAGCUACUUUUGCGUGUUGAGGUGUUGAAGUUAGAUCAGAAACGUAAAAACGGUCUUUGGAUCAAAUGUCUAUUAACUGCAUUUUUUGCAACAGAAUUGCCCACAAUAAGUCAUAUGACAUCAUUUAAAUUAGUAUUCUGCUUACUUGUACUAUUGCGUGUUUUGAUAAGCACCAGUUUGGCCCUUUUUAGGUUUGGAACAAUAUGUACAUAGAGCUUGCGCUAUCGUGUUGUUGAUUUAAGAAUAUAUAAACCAACCUUAAAGCAAAGUAAAAGCAGCAUUAAAAGUAUGGUCCAUCUUCCAAUGCUACAAUAAGCGUAUAUUCAAAAGCAUGUUAUUUUCUAAA
This is a messenger RNA of Branchiostoma floridae (Florida lancelet), 6533 nucleotides long. RefSeq names its product sushi, von Willebrand factor type A, EGF and pentraxin domain-containing protein 1-like. Gene Ontology annotation, biological process: axon guidance. The transcript is spliced from 32 exons. The record is from RefSeq and is a predicted model, not a curated record. NCBI's taxonomy places the organism in Eukaryota, Metazoa, Chordata, Leptocardii, Amphioxiformes, Branchiostomatidae. Gene Ontology annotation, molecular function: calcium ion binding. The coding region runs from base 38 to 6121 and encodes 2027 amino acids.